This is a messenger RNA of Cladophialophora bantiana CBS 173.52, 1422 nucleotides long. RefSeq lists its product as uncharacterized. Lineage: Eukaryota; Fungi; Ascomycota; Eurotiomycetes; Chaetothyriales; Herpotrichiellaceae. The transcript has 2 exons. The record is from RefSeq and is a predicted model, not a curated record. The coding region runs from base 1 to 1422 and encodes 473 amino acids.
AUGGUCGACACAUUGCACCCACCGCUUUCAGUUAUUGCUUCUUUCCCGAAACCGAACUAUGUCGAUCCCCAUACCAGAGGACCUGGCCUUGUGUACAUGUGUAUCAUCUUUGCCGCCAUUGGCAUCAUCAUCUGCACGGCCCGAGUGUACUCGCGACUCUUUAUAACCAAGGCGCCAGGCUUGGAUGAUCUUCUCGUGAUCAUCGCCCUUGGAUUUCUCACAGCCUUGACUGUUCUGGUCAUAAUCGGCAAUAAGGACUAUUACAGUGGCCGACACGUAUGGGACAUACCGCCCGAUAGUUUCGUCGGGGCGCGCGCCAACAUCUGGGCCAGCUUGUGGUGUUAUAUUAUCGGCAUCACCUUGAUCAAGAUUUCGGUUCUGUUGUUCUACCGCCGUCUCAGUGUCAAAUUCAGCCGGGCGUUCUUCAUUGCGACCUGGAUCGGCAUCGCCUACAACAUUUUGUAUUUCGUCUCGUUCGCCCUGACGCUCCUGCUGCUCUGUCGCCCUCUUCACUCCUACUGGGACAGCUUCGACCCUGUCUGGGCCGCGACUCACCACUUCCACUGCGGUUCCGAGGGCGCGGCUCUCCCUGCGUCGUCGGCGUUCAGUGUGGCCGGCGAUUUCUACAGCACCCUGCUGCCACUGAUCCUAGUGUACUACCUAGAGCUCCCCCGCAGACAGAAGAUUGCAUUGUACGCGCUCUUUGCGCUGGGGUUCAUGGCAGUCGCCGCCGGAGUGGUGCGGACUGUCCUGAUGUACAAUCUGUUGAAUGUCGACUACGAUUUCACCUGGACAUUGUGGCUCACCUGGAUCUGGGCGGUGCUGGAACUGUACUUAGCCCUUUUUGCUGCCAGCGCCCCAAGCUUGAAGCCGUUCUUCCGACAUUUUUUUGUCGAGUCCAUCAACAGCUUUGCACGUGGCUCUAGAAGACGCGCAGGGUAUUCCAAUAACAAUGGCCAAGGGGUAGGGGCGGGCCAAGGCUCGGGAAAGGGCACUGGCACCGGCACCGGGACAUACGCGACAGAUGCCAGCAAAGGCGGGAUGAGUGUGGACCUCUCCGCCGACGUUGAAAGGGCAGGGGCUCGAUGGGGAGACGUCGAUGAAAGGGUAGAAUCGCGGCAGAGUUGGUUCCUGGCGGACAAUGAAGAGGCCGGGACGAAGCAUUUUGAACUGCGCGCCAGCCAGGACGGGAAGAAGAUGAUCCCCAUGCGCGUGUACAAGCGCAGUGACUCCUACAACUACAACGGCGCCGAAGGGCCUUCAGACCCCUUUACGGACCCGAACUCGAACUCAGCGACCACAGCGCUGCCACAGCGGCAAGAUUGGCCGUUGCCCCUGUCCACAAUGGGGACAGAACCGCACCAUGAACCGCGUGAGUUCCUAGCAAACCCGCGCCUUUCAACGUACAAUGAAAAUAGAUAA